This is a messenger RNA of Otolemur garnettii (small-eared galago), 1064 nucleotides long. It is a transcript of the gene RAB27A, whose product is annotated as RAB27A, member RAS oncogene family. The transcript is spliced from 7 exons. The record is from RefSeq and is a predicted model, not a curated record. Bases 242 to 907 code for a protein of 221 amino acids. Gene Ontology annotation, biological process: positive regulation of exocytosis; melanosome transport. Gene Ontology annotation, molecular function: GTPase activity; GTP binding. NCBI's taxonomy places the organism in Eukaryota, Metazoa, Chordata, Mammalia, Primates, Galagidae. Gene Ontology annotation, cellular component: melanosome; secretory granule.
AAAUACCCGCCAAGGACCCAAAAAAGGCCGGCAGCGGUGGACGCGGCGCGCGGGGACACAGAGCUGCGGUGCGGCCAACACACCCGGGCCGAGCCAGACGAGAAGUAGCCAUCUUGAAGAGGACAUGCGAUCGGAAGUUAUUGAUUAUUGACGCGUGUUGGCAGCUCCCGUCUCUAAAAGUUUUAGAAAAACUGGACAAACGGUUCUCUACCCUGAGAGGUGAACCACUGAAUUCUUCAUUAUGUCUGAUGGAGAUUAUGAUUACCUCAUCAAGUUUUUAGCUUUGGGAGACUCGGGAGUAGGGAAGACCAGUGUACUUUAUCAGUACACAGAUGGUAAAUUUAAUUCCAAAUUUAUCACGACGGUGGGGAUUGAUUUCAGGGAAAAGAGAGUGGUGUACAGAGCCAAUGGGCCUGAUGGAGCCAUUGGCAGAGGCCAGAGAAUCCACCUGCAGUUAUGGGACACGGCAGGUCAGGAGAGGUUUCGUAGCUUGACAACAGCGUUCUUCAGAGAUGCUAUGGGUUUUCUUCUACUUUUUGAUCUGACAAAUGAACAAAGUUUCCUCAAUGUCAGAAACUGGAUAAGUCAGCUACAAACGCAUGCAUAUUGUGAAAACCCGGAUAUAGUGUUAUGUGGAAAUAAGAGUGACCUUGAAGACCAGAGAGUAGUAAAAGAGGAAGAAGCCAGGGGACUUGCAGAGAAAUAUGGAAUCCCCUACUUUGAAACCAGCGCUGCCAAUGGGACAAACAUAAGCCAAGCAAUUGAAAUGCUUCUGGACCUGAUCAUGAAGCGAAUGGAACGGUGUGUGGACAAGUCCUGGAUUCCUGAGGGAGUGGUGCGGUCCAAUGGUCACACCUCUACCAGUCAGCUAAGUGAAAACAAGGAGAAGGGGGUAUGUGGCUGUUGAAAAGUCACGGAAGCGACAUAGUGAACAAGUGGCCCAUGGCUGUGAUCUUCUCUGUGAGUGAUACCUGGUACAGUGAGGGAUGAAUGGGCACUGUAGACAACCUGCUUCUCACCAUUUCCAGUAGGCCUAUCAAUAAAGCAUCCAGUUUUAAAAUUAA